AUGGAGCUUAACGUGAUCAUCAAGAAUAUACAUUUCUCCUUGGGCAUUCAGAAGGUUCAAGAAAGGAUGGUCUGGAACCAAUUUACCCAAAGCUCAGAAAUGUCCCAACAUCGCUCCAUUUACAUCAAUGACCCUAUUAAGAACACUUUUUGUCACAACUCAAUCAGCACAACCAAGUACAGCAUGUGGUCGUUUCUGCCUCGAUAUUUGUACCUACAAUUUGGCAAAACUGCCAAUGCAUUCUUCCUAUUCAUUACUAUACUGCAGCAAAUCCCAGAUGUAUCUCCAACAGGAAAAUAUACAACUCUCUUGCCUUUGGUGAUUAUUCUUACAAUUUCAGGCAUCAAAGAAGUUAUAGAAGAUUAUAAGCGACAUAAGGCAGACAAAUUAGUGAAUUCCAAGACUACAUUAGUCUUAAGACAGAAUUCAUGGCACACAAUCAGGUGGAAAGAGGUCCACGUGGGUGACAUUGUGAAGACUUGCAGUGGCGAGUUCCUUCCCGCAGAUAUGGUCCUGGUUUCCUCCAGUGAACCUCAUUCGAUGUGUUAUAUUGCAACAGCAAAUCUGGAUGGAGAGACAAAUCUAAAAAUACGGCAGGCUUUGCCAGAAACAGCUGCAAUGCAAACAGAAAACCAAUUAUUAAAUCUACAUGGAAAAAUUGAAUGUGAAGGACCUAACCGCCAUUUCAGUAGCUUUGUUGGAAACUUGCGUUUAAAUGAUAGAAGCCCUGUUCCAAUUGGGCCUGACCAAGUCUUGCUAAGAGGAACCCAGCUGAGAAAUACUCAAUGGAUCAUUGGUGUCAUCAUUUACACUGGAUCUGAAACCAAGUUAAUGCAGAAUGCUGUCAAAUCACCUCUGAAGAAAUCACAGGUUGAGAAAGUGACCAACCUCCAGAUCCUGGCUUUGUUCCUGUUUCUGUUGGUCAUGUCCAUGGUGAGCUGUGCCGGAGCAAUGUACUGGAAUCAAAUGUACAGCAUGGAUAUGUGGUACAUGAGGAGGAAGGGUUACAGCCCUCACAUCUUUGCCUUGGAUAGCUUGGUGUUCAUCAUUUUGUACCACAAUCUCAUUCCCAUCAGUCUACUCGUAACUCUGGAGAUUGUGAAAUUUACUCAGGCUCAGUUUAUAAACUGGGAUGAGGAUAUGCAUUUUCAAGAAAAUAAUAUCUAUGCCAUGGCUAGAACAUCUAAUCUUAAUGAAGAGCUUGGGCAGGUAAAAUACUUAUUUACUGAUAAAACAGGAACUCUUACCUGCAAUAUUAUGACAUUUAAGAAAUGUACCAUUGCAGGCAUAAUUUAUGGGUAAGUGCAUUUAUUGCCAUUUGUGUGUGUGUAUGUGUGUGAGAGAGAGAGAGAGAGCUGUCAGGUGUCACAUUCUUAUGAAUUUAAUGAUCCUGCAUUAUUAGAGAACUUUGAGAAAGGCCAUCCCACAGAAGGAUACAUAAAAGAAUUUUUUACCCUGUUAUGUGUGUGCCACACAGUUAUCCCUGAGAAAGAGGGGAAUAAUAUCAUCUACCAGGCUUCCUCCCCAGAUGAGGCAGCUUUAGUGAAAGGAGCAAAAAAUCUUGGGUUUGUUUUCACCACCAGAACACCUUACUCUGUCACCAUAGAAACCAUGGGAGAAAGCUUCACUUUUGAAGUCCUUAAUAUCCUUGAGUUUUCUAGCAACCGGAAAAGAAUGUCUGUAAUUGUCCGGACGCCCAUGGGCCAGCUUCGGCUCUACUGCAAAGGGGCAGAUGCAGUGAUUUAUGAGAGACUUUCAAAAAAUUCUGAGUUUGUGGAGGACACAUUAAGCCAUCUGGAAUAUUUUGCUACAAAUGGUCUGAGAACUCUCUGUGUAGCUUAUGCUGAUUUAACUGAGGAGGAAUAUGAGCACUGGCUGAAGGAGUAUGAGAAAGCUAGCACCAACUUAUAUGACCGAAUUAAAAAACUGGAGGAUUGCUACGAUAUCAUUGAAAAGGACUUUAUGCUGCUUGGAGCCACAGCCAUUGAAGAUCGUCUUCAAGCCGGCGUUCCAGAAACCAUAUCAACUUUACUGAGAGCAAACAUAAAAAUUUGGGUGUUGACAGGAGAUAAACAAGAAACUGCAAUUAACAUAGCCUAUUCCUGCAAACUCAUAUCAGGGAAUGUGCCUCGUAUCCAUAUGAAUGCAAAUUCAUUUGAGGCAACAAAACAAAUGAUUGAUGAGAAUUGUCAAGAGUUUGGCUGUAUGUUAGGCAAAGAGAAUGGCGUGGCCCUAAUCAUUGAUGGUGAAACAUUGAAACAUGCCCUCAAUUUUGACAUUCAGAGGAAGUUCCUAACUUUGGCUCUCUCCUGUAGAACAGUAUUAUGCUGUAGGAUGACCCCCCUCCAGAAGGCUGAAAUCGUGGGCAUGGUUAAGAAGCACGUACAGGCUAUCACGCUUGCUGUGGGGGAUGGCGCCAAUGACGUCAGUAUGAUCCAGACGGCUCAUGUGGGUGUGGGAAUCAGUGGAAAUGAGGGCAUGCAGGCCACCAACAACUCAGAUUACUCCAUCGCACAGUUUAGCUACUUGGAGAAGCUUCUAUUGGUUCAUGGAGCUUGGAAUUAUUUUCGAGUGACCAAAUGCAUAUUGUAUUGUUUCUACAAAAACGUAGUGCUGUACACAAUUGGGCUUUGGUUCACCUUUGUUAAUGGAUUUUCUGGGCAGAUUUUGUUUGAGCGUUGGUGCAUCAGCUUGUACAAUGUGAUUUUCACUUCAUUACCACCUUUGGCUCUGGGAAUCUUUGAGCGGUGCUGCAGUGAAUCAAGCCUUCUCAAAUACCCAGAACUCUACACUAUUUCACAAAACGGGGAAACUUUCAACACAAAGGUGUUUUGGAUCCAGUGCAUGUGGGCUUUGCUUCACUCCUUCAUUCUUUUCUGGUUUCCCACAAAAAUGAUGCAGCAUGAUGUCGUCCUGCAGCAUGGGUAUACUACAGAUUAUUUGUUUCUUGGUAAUUUCGUCUAUACGUAUGUAGUUGUUACAGUUUGUCUGAAAGCUGGCUUGGAGACAAUGUCCUGGAAUAAUUUCAGCCAUGUGGCAAUUUGGGGAAGCAUGGUCAUCUGGCUGGUGUUUUACACCAUUUACUCUUCCUUAUGGCCUGUCAUACGUAUUGCUCCAGAAAUGAAAGGACAGGCCAAUGUGACACUGAUAUGUCCAUAUUUCUGGCUGGGCCUUUUCAUAGUCCCUGUUAUAUGCUUGAUUCCAAAUGUAUUUUGGAAAUCGCUUAAAAAUACCCACAACAAAAGUCUUCUAGAAGAAAUUCGGGAGCUGGAAAGCAGACAAAUUACAGGAGCUGAUAUAGCUCAGGUGUUUAGGAAGAGGACAACACUAGGAAGUUUACAAAUCUUACCCCGUCCUUGUGAGGUCAAUCUCCGGAACAAUUCUGUGGAUAUACACGCCCCGCAUGGGUACGCAUUUUCUCAAACAGAACAGUCUGUGAUCACUCAGGAAGAGCUGGUCCGUUGCUAUAACACCUCUCUAAUAGAAUCCAAGACUUCUCAGAAGACUUCAUCCUUGGUUUAUGAAGAUGCCCACAACAAAGGCAUCACCUGGGGAGACGGUGCUCUGGUGGAGUCUUUGGAGAAUCCUAAAAAGCACAUCCCUGGAACAAAAUGA
Dipodomys ordii (Ord's kangaroo rat) is the source of this 3615-nucleotide messenger RNA. Its product is annotated as phospholipid-transporting ATPase IB-like. The record is from RefSeq and is a predicted model, not a curated record. Gene Ontology annotation, biological process: neuron development; phospholipid translocation. Lineage: Eukaryota; Metazoa; Chordata; Mammalia; Rodentia; Heteromyidae. Gene Ontology annotation, cellular component: plasma membrane. The transcript is spliced from 37 exons. Gene Ontology annotation, molecular function: ATP binding; ATP hydrolysis activity; ATPase-coupled intramembrane lipid carrier activity.